UCGCUUUCUCUCUCUCUCUCUCUCUCUCUCUCUCUCUUACUCCAUCCCGAGCUCGCUCUCUCCCAUUCAUGGCGAAUGCGAAAAAUGGGAGCUGCGACGGAGCUCUAAAGGAGGUGCGGAGGAGCGAUUUCCCGGAGGGUUUCGUUUUCGGCGUCGCCACUUCCGCUUACCAGGUUGAAGGGGCAAGAAGAGAGGGAGGCAAGGGUGACAGCAUUUGGGAUGUUUUCUGCGAGAAAAAAGAGAAUAUCAUGGACAGAAGCAAUGGCGAAAUUGCAGUGGAUCAAUAUCAUCGCUAUAAGGAAGAUGUUGAGCUUAUGGCCAAGUUAGGCUUUGGCGCUUAUCGAUUUUCCAUAUCUUGGCCUCGCAUAUUCCCUGAUGGUCUGGGAACUAAGAUCAGUGCCGAGGGGGUCGCCUACUAUAACAACCUCAUUGAUUCCCUGUUAGAGAAAGGUAUUCAGCCUUAUGCGACUCUAUAUCAUUGGGAUCUUCCUUAUAACCUACAUAAUUCUAUGGGAGGAUGGCUAUCUGAGAAGAUUGUGGAAUAUUUUGCGCUGUAUGCAGAAGCUUGCUUUGCCAAUUUUGGAGACAGAGUAAAACACUGGAUAACAAUCAAUGAACCUCUUCAAACUGCUGUAAAUGGUUAUGGUGUUGGAAUUUUUGCUCCUGGAGUACGUGAAGAUACAUCCAUCGAACCUUACUUGGCCGCCCAUCACCAACUCUUGGCCCAUGCUGCAGCCUAUGCUGUGUACAAGGAGAAGUUUAAGGCUACACAAGGUGGUGACGUGGGGCUGGUUCUUGAUUGUGAAUGGGCGGAGGCAUUUUCAGAUAAAGAAGAAGAUAAGAUUGCUACAGAGAGACGGCUUGAUUUUCAGCUUGGCUGGUACUUGGAUCCGAUCUUCUAUGGUGACUAUCCUGCAGUUAUGCGACAGAGGCUAGGAGAUAAACUUCCAAAAUUAUCAGAGAAAGAUAAAGAACUGCUGAGUAAUGCGAUCGAUUUUGUCGGUCUGAAUCAUUAUACAUCAAGGUUUAUUUCUCAUGUGCAGAAGCCACGAGGUAUUCAUUUCUACCAGGUGCAAGAAAUGGAAAGAAUAGCUAAAUGGAACAAUGGUGAAGUGAUUGGUGACAAGGCUGCGUCUGAGUGGCUUUACAUAGUUCCUUGGGGCAUCAGGAGAACCCUCAAUUAUAUAGCAACAAGAUAUCGCAAUCCCAAAAUAUAUGUAACCGAGAAUGGCAUGGAUGAAGAAGACAGUGAAAUUUCGACUCUCAGUGAGGCCUUAAAUGAUAUAAAGAGAGUGGGAUAUUUUAAGGGAUAUAUUGCUGCAGUUGCACAAGCAAUAAGGGAUGGCGCCGAUGUUCGAGGAUACUUUGCAUGGUCCUUCUUGGACAACUUCGAGUGGGCUCAAGGAUACACCAAGCGGUUUGGUUUGGUCUACGUCGACUACAAGAACGGGCUCACGAGGCACCCGAAAGCGUCGGCGCUGUGGUUCUCUCGCUUCUUGAAGGGUGAAGAUGAUGAAGACAACAACAAUACUGAGAUCAACAAGGGUUAACUCUUUCUAUGUUAUUUCGACUUAUACCGAGAAAUGAGUGAUGAACAAAUUGUGGAAUUUUAAUCUGUUUGGCUCAGCUUUUUUCCAACAGUUUCUAUACUUGAGAAGUAGAAGUCAAACGAUUUGGCGACAAAAAACACCUAGAAAUUCUCGCUAGAAUGAGAAUUCUUAAUGGGGUUUUUGGCACUCUUUUGCUUCAACAAAGCUAUUGUGAGAGGAUUUUAAUGUAAGAACAGUUAGAGCUUUUAAACAAAGCACUUUCUCAGGUGGAGCUUAUUCAAAAGCUCCACCAGAGUGCCAUUUUCCUCUUUUACU
This is a messenger RNA of Ananas comosus (pineapple), 1865 nucleotides long. Its product is annotated as beta-glucosidase 4. Lineage: Eukaryota; Viridiplantae; Streptophyta; Magnoliopsida; Poales; Bromeliaceae. The coding region runs from base 69 to 1550 and encodes 493 amino acids. Gene Ontology annotation, molecular function: beta-glucosidase activity. The record is from RefSeq and is a predicted model, not a curated record. The transcript has 13 exons. Gene Ontology annotation, biological process: carbohydrate metabolic process.